Phanerochaete carnosa HHB-10118-sp is the source of this 2497-nucleotide messenger RNA. RefSeq lists its product as uncharacterized. Bases 46 to 684 code for a protein of 212 amino acids. NCBI's taxonomy places the organism in Eukaryota, Fungi, Basidiomycota, Agaricomycetes, Polyporales, Phanerochaetaceae. The record is from RefSeq and is a predicted model, not a curated record. The transcript has 7 exons.
ACCUUCAACACCGACGGCAACAACUACCAUAUACCGACACUCGACAUGGAGAUAGAAGCGGACAUGAACAUAACCGACACAGAGGCUCCCACUGCAGUCCCCCCGCCUCAACCUCAGGUGCAACCACAGCUAACCAUGGACGAACCCCAGGGAAUGGAUCUAAGCGACUCCUCAAUGUCAGUCAACAUUAGUGCAACAGCGAACAACCGCGAUAAGUUCCGCGAGAUACCGGUCAAAGUGCAUGUGCGGCGACCAGAGCGCGACAACUGGUCUUAUGUUGGCCGAGCUGUCGUCACUCAAGAAUCGUUCGGCCAAGGCUCACGCAUCGUUGUCCGUGCUACUUCGUCAAGAAAGGUUGUCACUGCCUUCCACGAGGGUGCCUCUCUCCAAGCAGAGAAGCGAGGCAACUUCGUUGUUGUAAGCUGUGUAGAAGGAGGGCGCGUCAUCUCGUGGUCUCUCAAUGCGUUGAAUAACUCGGAGACUCUCCGUCUGCUUGCCAUCAUCGAACUCUCGUGCUAUACCUGCAAGCACAUCGGGGCUAACCCAGAGAUUCAAGGCUCACAUAUGCGUCGUGUUGCCCGGGUCAUAAAGGAUGACAGACGGAAGCGCCACAAGCGGCGUAAGGACCAGGAAGCCAUGGUCACCGCAUUUGCGAAGACUGGGAUCGAUGACAUGAAUCACUAGCUCGUUCUCUCUGGCGAACGGCCCGCAUGUUGUUAAUCAUAUAACGCCUCUUGUUGACCCUGUACGGUUGGACACUAACGUGUUCAAGCUUGAUUGGAUCCGUUUGACGAUUGUAAUGUGUACUAUCUACUUGUGUUCCCUUUCUCUUCUCUUGUCUCGUAGUAUAUUGCUGCACACUGUAUCCUGCGCCAUCUUAUCUGCAGCAUUUAUAGAGUGUUCGCGGCGAGGACCACCCCUUGUCGCUGCGCCAUUCUUUCCCCAGUGUAUGCGACAUCAACAUAUUCCCUUCCACUCGUACCUCUAGCCGUCCGUAGAGUAUGCAUGAGCUCGAGCCAGCUAUUCGAAUUGGAGGAUACCGGGAACAAGAGUCUGUAAGCGAAGAGUUCCUCUCUGGAGAUACAUUAUAUAUGCAGAUAAAUAGUCCAAAGGAGUGAAGAUGUGGUGGUAGGAGUAAAAGGCCAUAGGACGAAGAGAUAAUUUGCACAGAAUACGAAGGCAGAGAAAAUACAGUUAAAUGCCAUGCUAUGAUCUGGGAGCGGGCAAUGUCGCGGUUGUUGGGGUCUCGGGCUGCAGCGGCGGCUGGAGGCCGCUGCCCGAGCCUGCUUCUACCACUUCGAGGGGGUUCGCCGUGCUCGGAGGCGAGCCCUGGGGUGGCGUGGCGUAGUUGAGCGCGGGUAUAGGCGCGCGCCGUUCGCUAUACUGUGGUGGCAGCUCAACGACGUCACUAUCGUUUUGCGGAACAGCCUCCUCCAGGUCUUGAUGGACAAUGUAUCGCGUCGGCUUGUAGGACGUUACACCGGCCAUAGCCGCCUUGCGCCUCGCGGAAGAUGUCAUGCUUGAAGUCUCGCCCCCCCGGAAAGUUGUUGUUCCAUCGAUUGUCGACAUGGCGCCGAGAUCUGAGCCCGAUGGGCGGUGGCGCGAGUACGCCGAUUCAGAGGGAACGCUAUGCGGGUUCGCCAUGUUCGUGGUGUAUUCUGUAUGGCCGUCAUACUGGGAACUCGCGCCAAUUGGGAGCAGUUGGUGAGCGGAAGCGGUCGUGUUAUGCGCAGACGCUCCGCUGCCGGGCAAUGAUUGUACGACGCUGGGAGCAGAAUAAGGAUAUGGAUGGACGACAGAUGCCACAUGCCCAUCUUCCAUGGUAACCGGCGCAUCAAGCUCAACUAUUUCCAAUCUGCCUCCGCGACGUGGUCGGUAUGGGUAGCCUUCACCAUCGUAGUACGCUGUUGAGCGGCUCUUCCGACGUCGGAGGAAAAAAAGAACCAACGCUAUGAUAGCGAUAAGAGCGAAGAGUCCCGCUAAAAUGCCUCCUACGAUAGCCCCUGUGUUUGAUCCGGACUUCGAAGUGCCCCCCGCUGCAGAGGCGGAGUCGGAGGGGCUUGCGCCUUGAGAUGAAGCAGCGGCCGCAUUUGACGACGGAAACAGUGACGCAGUGGCGGAUGGUGUCGCGGAGAGAGAUGUUGGCGAGUCCGCGUUGAGGCAAGUCGCAUCGUCCGUGAUACCGACCAGCUUCACAUCCGAGCUGCCACCUUUGCGGCCUUCCGAAUCGCUCAUAAUCCACAUGACGGAGAUCCCGUUUGCUAAGUCAGCUACCCACUCGAAGGUAGUUAGCCCGCUCGGCGGAUUGAGGGUGAAGGUUUCACCCCCAGGAAUAACACCCAUGAUAGUGACCGGUUGUACGGCUCCCGUGUAGUUGUCGAAUGAGUAUGGCCUGCAAGAUGCUGAUUCUCUCCUGCGAAUAUUAAUGCACUGAGACGUACCUGCACUGUUGCAAUGCGGUGUUGAGUUCGAAGAAGAAAUCCACACCUAUGUGGCG